GAUUAUUAGAAAUACAGUACUUCGAGUUCAGCUCAGCAGGCAUAGUUGAGGACGGGAGGCGGGGCCACGGCGGUGAGCGGUGGUUAACAUGGAGAGAGCGCCGGCGGAGGAUCGGCCGGUGGCACGCGGUGGAGAGGACGAGCCGACGGGGUCCAGCCGCACCAUGGAGCGCGUGGCCGCCGCGAAGAAAAUUAUCGAGAACGGCUACCGCGAGCGCAUGAAGAACCUCCAGCAACGCAACGAGAGACGAUUAGUUUUGGAACAACAGCUAGCUUCUUCACAAGUUUCUAUGGAGGAGAAAAUAAGAUUAAAAGAGGAGUUGCAGAGGAAGGAGACUGAAUACAUGAGACUUAAAAGACAUAGAAUAUGUGUGGAUGAUUUUGAGCUGCUCACCAUCAUCGGGAGAGGCGCUUAUGGAGAGGUUCAUCUAUGCCGGGAAAAAUCCUCUGGUAACAUUUAUGCAAUGAAAAAACUAAAGAAAUCUGAAAUGCUUGUCAAGGGUCAGGUGGAGCAUGUUAGAUCUGAAAGGAACUUGCUGGCUGAAGUUGGUAGCCACUGCAUUGUGAAGCUAUACUAUUCUUUCCAAGAUGCUGAGUGCCUUUAUCUUAUCAUGGAGUACCUUCCUGGAGGUGAUAUGAUGACCCUCCUAAUGAGAGAGGAUACAUUAACUGAAAAUGUGGCUCGAUUCUAUAUUGCUGAGACUGUUCUUGCCAUCGAGUCUAUCCAUAAACAUAAUUAUAUCCACAGAGAUAUUAAGCCUGAUAAUCUGCUUCUCGAUAAGAAUGGCCACAUGAAGUUGUCAGAUUUUGGAUUGUCCAAGCCAAUUGACUGUUCAAAAAUUUCAACCUUGAACGAAGAUGAACCUAUGACUGAUGAAAAUCUUAGGGAGUCAAUGAACAUAGAUAGUUCUCUCUCUGAUACAUCAAAUGGUAGAAUGUGGAGAGGACCAAACGAACCGCUUCAGCACUGGCAGAAGAACAGAAGAAAAUUGGCAUUUUCGACUGUUGGUACGCCUGAUUAUAUUGCUCCAGAGGUUCUACUGAAAAAAGGAUAUGGAAUAGAGUGUGACUGGUGGUCCCUGGGUGCAAUCAUGUAUGAGAUGCUUGUUGGGCAUCCACCGUUUUAUUCUGAUGAUCCAAUAACUUCAUGCAGAAAGAUUGUGCACUGGAGAAGCUAUUUGAAAUUUCCAGACAAUUCAGGGCUGUCUCCUGAAGCUAAGGAUCUGAUUUGUCGGUUCUUAUGUGAUGUGGACCACAGGAUUGGCAGUGGAGGGGCUGACCAAAUAAAGGCUCAUACUUGGUUUCGUGGAGUUGAAUGGGAUAGACUUUAUGAAAUGGAUGCAGCAUUUAAGCCUCAAGUAAAUGAUGAACUGGAUACACAGAAUUUUCAGAAGUUUGACGAAGCAGACCCUGCUCUAGCAAACACAGGUUCUGGUUCCUCAAGGAAGAUGAUUCUUGAUUCUAAAGAUCUUAGCUUUGUGGGGUAUACAUUCAAAAACUUUGAAGCUGUGAAAGGCUUGCAUCAGCCUGCAGAUCUUCAAAGAAGCUCCUCAUUCACAAACAAGCCACCUAGUGGUUCCGCAUCUGAUACAUCUGAUAUGGAUUCAUCAGCAUAACCCACUGGAAGGGGUACAAACAUGCAUACUGUUCCAUCUGUCGACCAUAUGAUGUGUUGGCCUUCGUGAUGUGGUUUCAUCCUAGAUGACCUGCUUGUUUUUGGUCAGGUGCAUAUUUAUCGCUAGCAAGCAUUUUGUUGUAGUUGUAGAAAUUAGGCAGCAUGUUGAGUUGAGGACUAAACAACAGCAUAUUUACCGGGCUUGAUCAGAUAUGGUACUAUAAGAUGUUCCGGCUUAAGCUGAGAUGGGCGGAUAUUCCCUUCUUGGCGCUCUUUGCCCAGGUUGGCAGAUUUUUGCCUUCCCUUUGGCAAUUCGUAACAUGCCAACAAUAAAAAAGAAAGGGUGCUUGCGGUAGUCUAGCCAUCGACAUCGUUGCUUGCAGUUACGACAUAUUUUUUCAGUUCCAACUGGCUGAUGCUUUGAUAUGAAUCGGAUGAUUUCCUGUUGGAACCCUGUUAUCUAGGAUCUGACCCAGGUUAUUUCGAGUUCCAAGCAUGUUUAUUUCUCUGGACAUGCAAAGUGUGUUAAUUUGUAGAAUGUGUGUCGAUGACAUGUAUACGAUUAAGUUGGACGGAGUCAGUGAUGCUUUUGCUGUGA
Brachypodium distachyon (stiff brome) is the source of this 2212-nucleotide messenger RNA. RefSeq names its product serine/threonine-protein kinase 38. Gene Ontology annotation, biological process: peptidyl-serine phosphorylation; intracellular signal transduction. The transcript is spliced from 13 exons. Gene Ontology annotation, molecular function: protein serine/threonine kinase activity; ATP binding. The coding region runs from base 89 to 1615 and encodes 508 amino acids. Lineage: Eukaryota; Viridiplantae; Streptophyta; Magnoliopsida; Poales; Poaceae. The record is from RefSeq and is a predicted model, not a curated record.